ACUUAAAUAUUAGUCCACCCCCCGGUCCGAUGAUGUCAUGUGCUCUGAUUUCCUCUUGAAAAAACACGGAGAACUCGAGUCGAUGCUUGCCUUCUCUUUCUCUUCCCCUUCCCCCCUCCUCUCCUGAUCAGCUAUACUCUAUUGAUCGUUGCAGCUUUGCAGCAUUUGUAUGUAUCUUCGAAAUCAUUUGCAUCGGUCGCGGACUCUCCUCCGCCUGGGUCAGUUGGCUUCGCAACGAUUCUCUAGCUCAACCAUGGGGUCUUCGCUGGCCGAACUCCAAAAGUCCGGUGUUUUCACCGCAAAAUUACCGCCGGACCCUGCCUUCGAAACCCCUGAAUCUUCCCACCAGGCGCCGAGGGAGACACUUGGCCCCCGUUUGGUGAAGGGCGCGCUCUACACUUUCGUUCGCCCCGAGCCGACGAAGGCGACGGAGCUCUUGGGCGUCAGCCCGAAAGCGAUGAGGGACCUCGGAUUGAAGCCUGGCGAAGAACACACCCCCGAAUUCAAAGCCCUGGUCUCGGGCAAUAGUAUCAAUUGGACCGAGGAGAGCGGCGGGAUCUAUCCUUGGGCGCAGUGCUAUGGAGGUUGGCAGUUUGGUUCAUGGGCAGGCCAGCUGGGCGACGGGCGCGCAAUCAGCUUGUUCGAGUGCACCAACCCAGACACGCACAUUCGCUAUGAAUUGCAGCUGAAAGGGGCUGGGCGCACCCCUUAUUCUCGUUUCGCUGACGGGAAAGCCGUUGUUCGAUCCAGCAUCCGGGAAUAUGUCGUGUCAGAAGCACUUUCGGCACUUGGCGUGCCAACUACUAGGGCUUUGUCCAUCACCCUCCUACCUCAAUCUAAGGUUCUACGGGAGCGCAUCGAGCCUGGAGCCAUAGUUGCCCGGUUCGCCGAGUCUUGGUUGAGAAUUGGAACAUUCGACCUUCCACAUGCGCGUGGCGAUAGGGACACGGUUCGAAAGCUGGCUACUUUUGUCGCAGAAGAAGUGUUUCAUGGCUGGGAGGCUUUGCCGGCGAUAGUGUCGUUGGGUAAAGAUCACCCCCCAGAUGCUGUGGAAAACCCAGCGAGAGACGUUCCCUGGGAUCAAAUACAACACCACCAGGGCGUAGAAGAAAAUAGGUUCGCAAGACUAUAUCGAGAGAUUGCGCGGCGGAAUGCGAAGACUGUGGCGGCUUGGCAAGCCUACGGUUUCAUGAACGGUGUCUUGAAUACUGACAACACUUCGAUAUAUGGUCUGUCUCUUGACUAUGGCCCAUUUGCCUUUAUGGAUAAUUUUGAUCCCCAAUACACCCCAAAUCAUGAUGAUCAUCUUUUGAGAUAUUCCUACAAAAACCAACCAACCAUAAUCUGGUGGAACCUGGUUAGGCUUGGGGAGUCUUUAGGUGAACUCAUGGGGGCGGGAGACAAAGUUGAUGACCCAUCCUUUGUCAAAGAAGGGUUGGCGGAGGGAUCUAUGCCAGCUGUUGUUGAGCGCGCAGAGGCCAUCAUCGAGCGAACGAGCGACGAGUUCAGGACUGUGUUUUUGAACGAGUACAAACACCUGAUGAGCAAACGGCUGGGACUGAAAAGCCGAAAGGAAUCCGAUUUCCAGCACUUGUUCUCGGAGCUUUUGGACACGCUGGAAGCCUUGGAACUGGACUUCAAUCAUUUCUUCCGACGACUGUCGCAUAUACCACUUACCGCCAUCGAAAGCGAGGACCAAAGGAAAGAUAUAGCGCCAGUAUUUUUCCACGAGGAAGGAUUCGGUGGGAUUGGCUACACCGACGAGACCGCCAAAGAGCGGAUCGGCAACUGGCUUGAUAGCUGGAGGGCUCGGAUUCUAGAGGACUGGGGGCCGGAUGAAGACCAGCAGAGACAGGAAGCAAUGAAAGCGGUGAACCCGAAGUUCUUGCCUCGCGGAUGGAUUCUAGACGAGGUCAUUGAGCGCGUCGAGCGCCGUGGAGACCGCGAGAUCCUGGAGCAAGUGAUGCGCAUGGCUCUUAACCCGUUCGAAGACACUUGGGGCUUAAACAAGAAGUUGGAAGAGCGAUUCUGUGGAGAUGUACCCCGAUUCCAAAGAGCUAUGAUGUGUAGUUGCAGCUCUUGAUCGUGGACAUUCUCUUGUCUUUCUUUUUUGAUAGAAGCAAGGCUGGUCAAUAUUGCUUUGAGACACAGUAAAUUUUAUUCACAGAAAACUUUUUUUUGGUACUUAGUCUUCCGCAUUACACAAAAGGGAAAGUUUUAUCAACCCAAGACCCUCCCCAACAGCCCAGACCACCUAUCAACCAAGUUCGAGACUUCCAUCCUUCCCUUUGUUUUAUACUUCCUGGUCCAAUAUCGGACUGGAAGUUGGGUGGAGAACGGAAUUCAAGGUUUAGCAGAUCUUUUCAUGAUACCGUAAUCGGGAAAGUCGUUCGAGGCUAGGAUCGUAAAGCCAGAAGUGACUUGGCUGCAAUGAAAUAAGACAUAUUUUGAAACUUUCAAACCCGGUACAGAGUGUACGGCUUCGAUCGAAGACGUCUCUGGGAGCUGGUCCCGGAGACCUCAGUGCGAGGGAGGAGACGAAGGAUUUCUCAGUGAUUCGACUUAGUUGGGGCAGGCAGCCUGGACGUGUCCGGGCUGUUUGCAGUUGUAGCAAACUCUCUCGCCUUUAGCCUCAGUGGGGCAGUCGCGAGAGACGUGUCCAACCUCUCCACCUAAUCAGCAAUGGUUAGUAAAGCAAGCCUAGUAUGGUGACAUGCAACAGAGAACGCUUACAGUUGUAGCACUUCUGGCCAU
Molecule: messenger RNA, 2754 nt
Organism: Aspergillus melleus
Lineage: Eukaryota; Fungi; Ascomycota; Eurotiomycetes; Eurotiales; Aspergillaceae
Product: YdiU domain protein
Exons: 6
Coding region: 170-2083 (637 amino acids)
Source: RefSeq, a predicted model, not a curated record